AUGAACAAGACUUCAUGGAAUCAAACAUCAGCUGUUUUUAAAUCAAUAUCAGUGAAGAAGAAGAAGACAAAGAAGAAGACACAGAGGAAGGAGAAGAAGAAGAAUACACAGAAGAAGGAGAAGAAGAAGAAGAAUACACAGAAGAAGAAGAAGAAUACACAGAAGAAGGAGAAGAAGAAGAAGAAUACACAGAAGAAGGAGAAGAAGAAGAAGAAUACACAGAAGAAGGAGAAGAAGAAGAAGAAUACACCGAAGAAGAAGAAGAAUACACAGAAGGAGAAGAAGAAGAAGAAUACACAGAAGAAGGAGAAGAAUACACAGAAGAAGAAGAAGAAUACACAGAAGAAGGAGAAGAAGAAGAAGAAUACACAGAAGAAGAAGAAGAAUACACAGAAGAAGAAGAAGAAUACACAGAAGAAGAAGAAGAAUACACAGAAGAAGAAGAAGAAUACACAGAAGAAGGAGAAGAAGAAAGAGAAGGAGAAGGAGAAGAAGAAUACACAGAAGAAGGAGAAGAAGAAAGAGAAGGAGAAGGAGAAGAAGAAUACACAGAAGAAGGAGAAGAAGAAAGAGAAGGAGAAGGAGAAGGAGAAGAAGAAUACACAGAAGAAGGAGAAGAAUACACAGAAGAAGGAGAAGAAGAAAGAGAAGGAGAAGGAGAAGAAGAAUACACAGAAGAAGGAGAAGGAGAAGAAGGAGAAGGAGACACAGAAGAAGAAAAGGAAACACUAA
Knipowitschia caucasica is the source of this 732-nucleotide messenger RNA. The record is from the annotation of a GenBank genome assembly. Lineage: Eukaryota; Metazoa; Chordata; Actinopteri; Gobiiformes; Gobiidae.